Molecule: messenger RNA, 1444 nt
Organism: Coregonus clupeaformis (lake whitefish)
Lineage: Eukaryota; Metazoa; Chordata; Actinopteri; Salmoniformes; Salmonidae
Product: neuroplastin-like
Exons: 7
Coding region: 317-1444 (375 amino acids)
Source: RefSeq, a predicted model, not a curated record
ACUACAACCGUGGACUCUCUCACUGACAUCGAAAGACCUCUCCUCCGCAAUCCGAUGAAGGAGGCUCGGUUUAUGGCCCUACUACAUCAGCAUCCCUGACGGAGCCGCCGGCCUGUCCCGGACCAUUCCUUGCUGCCUUCAUUUUGUUAUUUUCCGGAGGACUUUAUCUUUAUAGCCUUCGUAGAUCAUUCUAAAGAACUCCGCAUCCACUCUGCUAUGCACCUUUAGACCAGAUCUCUAAUUUCCGCGAUCAAUAUCUAAUCUCCUACAAUCACCUUGUCUAGUCCCUGCUUGGUCCUCUCAUCGAACCCCAAGAAUGCAGCCCAAUGCAGUGAUGUUGGCUGUGGUCCUUUUUGGAAACUUGAUGCUGCAUUACGUCUCGGCUCAAAACGCUGGGUUUGUGAAGUCGCCAAUGUCUGAGACUAAGCUCACGCUGGACACCUUUGAGCUGUACUGCGACGUGGUCGGUAACCCCACCCCGGAGAUCCAGUGGUGGUACGCAGAGAUCAACCGCGCCGACUCCUUCAAGCAGCUGUGGGAUGGCGCCCGCAAGCGCCGCGUGUCCAUCAACACGGCCUACGGCAACAACGGGGUGAGCGUGCUGGGCAUCACACGCCUCACGCUGGAGGACUCCGGGACCUACGAGUGCCGGGCCAGCAACGACCCACGGCGCAACGACCUGCGCCAAAACCCCGCCAUCACCUGGAUCCGCGCCCAGGCCACCAUUUCAGUGCUUCAGAAGCCCAAGAUCAGUGCGUCAGAUCAGAUCAUCCUGCCCUCGGAGACCAAAGGGCCCCCUGUCACCCUGCAGUGUAACCUGACCAACGCCCACGAAGGCCAACAAGAGAGCUUCUGGAUGAAGAAUGGAGUGGAGAUCGCAGACACACGGAAUGAGCAGAAGAACACAGAGUACAUAAUCAAGAAAGCAAAGUCAGAUGAGGCAGGGGAGUACAUGUGUGUUUACACGUUUGAAAUGGCUCCCAACGCCAACGCCACUAUUGAGGUAAAAGCGGCACCUGAGAUCACGGGCCACAAGCGCAGUGACAAUAAGAAUGAGGGGCAGAGUGCUCUGUUGUACUGUAAGUCUGUUGGCUACCCCUUUCCCAUCUGGACGUGGCGUAAACUGGAUGGCUCAAACUACAUGGAAAUCGACAACUCCUCUGGCCGCUUCUUCAUCACCAACAAAGAGAACUACACAGAGCUGAACAUCGUCAACCUGAACCGCACCUCGGACCCUGGUGAAUACCAGUGCAACGCUACCAACCACAUUGGCACCAAGUCCGUGUCGUCCAUCCUGCGGGUGCGCAGCCACCUGGCACCCCUCUGGCCCUUCCUGGGGGUGCUAGCGGAGAUCAUCAUCCUGGUAGUCAUCAUCGUAGUGUACGAAAAACGCAAGAGGCCAGACGAUGUGUUGGACGAUGAUGAGCCAGCCGCACCAACGUAA